AUGGCCCCCAAGAAGAACAAGAGAACCGCCGACUCCAUCAACUCGCGCCUUGCGCUUGUGAUGAAGUCCGGUAAGGUCACCCUCGGCUACAAGUCCACCCUCAAGAGCCUCCGCACUGGCAAGGCCAAGCUCGUCAUCAUUGCCGGCAACACUCCUCCUCUGAGGAAGUCUGAGCUCGAGUACUACGCUAUGCUUUCCAAGACCUCUGUCCACCAUUUCUCUGGAAACAACAUUGAGCUUGGAACCGCUUGCGGAAAGCUCUUCCGUUGCUCCGUCAUGUCCAUCCUCGACGCUGGUGACUCUGACAUCCUGAGCACCAACACCGAGAACUAG
Messenger RNA from Bipolaris oryzae ATCC 44560, 333 nucleotides. RefSeq lists its product as uncharacterized. NCBI's taxonomy places the organism in Eukaryota, Fungi, Ascomycota, Dothideomycetes, Pleosporales, Pleosporaceae. Bases 1 to 333 code for a protein of 110 amino acids. Gene Ontology annotation, cellular component: cytosolic large ribosomal subunit. Gene Ontology annotation, molecular function: structural constituent of ribosome; RNA binding. The record is from RefSeq and is a predicted model, not a curated record. The transcript has 4 exons.